Naegleria gruberi is the source of this 1032-nucleotide messenger RNA. RefSeq lists its product as uncharacterized. The coding region runs from base 1 to 1032 and encodes 343 amino acids. The record is from RefSeq and is a predicted model, not a curated record. The transcript has a single exon. NCBI's taxonomy places the organism in Eukaryota, Heterolobosea, Eutetramitea, Acrasida, Naegleriidae.
AUGUUGUUAGCAUCUGUCCUUCUUUCAAUCUUUGCAAUCUGCUUCACUAUUGUGUUGAUCAUUCUCUGUAAAACUGAAUUUGAUUCUGAUGAAAUUUAUGUUUUUCCUUCGGUAAGCAUUGACGGAAAGGAAGAAGACAACACGUCAUCAAUUUUUGAACCAUUGCCAACAUGCAGUAGUGCUCCUCUAUCAUCAACUCAUGAAGAAGUGGACGAAAGUGUUCCAUUGAUCAUUGACUUGGGAUUAUUUGAUUGUUAUUAUGGGAGACCAAAGAAUAGUGACGGAGUGUCAAGUCCUAUGUACAUGUUGUCUACUGUUGGGUUCAGAUCUGAUUUUUCAACUCUAGACUUUGGAAAUUGUCAAGAAUAUUCCAAGUGUGGUUUCGAAUACAAAUUUUUGAUGGCCAACGUAGAGAAUGUUGAAAGAUAUUUCAUUGAUUUUGUUACCAAUAUUAUCAACAAGUCAGAUCUUGGCAAUAAGAAGAUUAGAUUGUUGAUUGUUGGACCAGAAUUAGAUUAUGAUAACGAAAUUAGAAAGAAAAUGACUCAAUUACUAUUCGAAUGUUCGAAUGUUACUCAUCUCUGUAUCACUAAACCUUCCGAAAUGGCAGCUUUCGCGUUAGAGAAGAAAAAUGCAAUUAUCAUUCACUCUGAUGGCAUCUCAACUAAUAUUGUUCCUGUUAUUGAAGGCGAAUCUUCUGAUUACUUAUUGAGAUUUGAAAAUUCAUUGGUUGACUAUAAGAAUUUAACAAAAUUCUACAUGAAGAAUCAAACAAAACUUGGAGAAACAGUGAAUGCUUCCUCUACUGGAAUUUCAAAGCUUGUAAUUGAACUCCUUUCUGAUCUUGGAGAUGAUUACAAUUUCACAGAUACAAUAGUUUCAGGUCGCUCACUUUCGUUUAAAAGAAUGAAAGAAUGGAAAUCAAUUCCAAACAUAUCUAAGAGUGAAUACAAACCAGAAGAAUUAGUUUGGAUGGGUGCAUGUAAAUUCGCAACUUAUAGCUCAAACCAAAGAUGGGUUUCACUUCAAUAA